CCUUGAGAUGCGUAGGAGAAGGAUGUCAAAGAGAGGCCGGUAGGCGGCAGUCGCAGCAGCUGGAUGCGGCAAUUGUUUGAGAAGGCGGGGAUGAAGUAGUCGUCGCCGGUGGAGUCGGGCGCGCAGCUUCCUCAUCUGUAUCUCGCAUGUGUCUUAAGAGCAAUACGGAAAUCUUCGCCUGCGGGAGCCAUGUCUGAAAGCGGCUCCUUGCUCUCCACUAUCCCCAAUGGCGGGGGCGCAUCCCGGCAUCCCGGGAAUAAAGUGACCGUGGUACUGGGAGCACAAUGGGGCGACGAGGGCAAAGGGAAAGUGGUGGAUCUGUUGGCGCAGGACGCGGACAUUGUCUGCAGAUGCCAGGGAGGCAAUAAUGCUGGACAUACUGUUGUAGUAGAUUCUGUGGAAUAUGAUUUUCAUCUCUUACCCAGCGGUAUCAUCAAUCCAAAAGUCACAGCUUUUAUUGGAAAUGGUGUGGUAAUUCACUUGCCAGGAUUGUUUGAAGAAGCAGAGAAAAAUGUUAAAAAAGGAAAAGGAUUAGAAGGUUGGGAAAAAAGAUUAAUUAUAUCUGACAGAGCUCAUAUUGUAUUUGACUUCCAUCAAGCUGCUGAUGGCAUCCAGGAACAACAAAGACAAGAGCAAGCAGGAAAGAACUUGGGAACUACAAAAAAGGGAAUUGGUCCAGUGUAUUCUUCUAAAGCAGCUCGAAGUGGGCUCAGAAUGUGUGAUCUAGUUUCUGACUUCAAUGAAUUUUCAGAAAGAUUCAAAGUGUUGGCCAAUCAGUACAAGUCGGUUUACCCUACCUUAGAUAUAGACAUUGAAGGAGAAUUGAAAAGACUCAAGGGUUACAUUGAAAGGAUCAAGCCAAUGGUGAGAGAUGGUGUAUACUUUAUGUAUGAAGCUUUGCACGGUCCACCAAAGAAAAUUUUAGUAGAGGGUGCAAAUGCAGCACUGCUGGAUAUUGAUUUUGGAACUUAUCCUUUUGUGACCUCAUCAAAUUGUACCGUGGGAGGUGUUUGCACUGGCUUGGGUAUGCCACCACAGAAUGUGGGUGAAGUAUAUGGAGUUGUGAAAGCAUACACAACUAGAGUUGGAAUUGGUGCCUUUCCUACAGAACAAGAUAAUAAAAUUGGAGAAUUGUUGCAGACACGAGGGAAAGAGGUUGGUGUGACUACCGGUCGAAAAAGAAGAUGUGGCUGGCUGGAUCUCGUGUUGCUUAGAUAUGCCCACAUGAUCAAUGGAUUUACUGCGUUGGCUCUUACCAAAUUGGAUAUUUUGGAUGUAUUUCCAGAAAUUAAAGUUGGUGUUUCUUACAAAAUAGGUGAUAAAAUCAUUCCUCAUUUUCCAGCAAACCAGGAAGUCUUAAACAAGGUAGAGGUUCAGUAUGAGACCCUCCCAGGAUGGAACAGAGACAUAUCAAAUACGAGGACUUUCGAUGAACUGCCUAUAAAUGCACAAAACUAUGUUCGAUUUAUAGAAAUGGAGCUAGGAGUUCCAGUUAAGUGGAUUGGAGUAGGAAAAUCCAGGGAGUCUAUGAUCCAGCUCUUCUAAAGAUACUGGAUAAAUGGAAAAAAGAAAGUACACUCCAUAAAGAGACUGUUCAUUCUUAUAUCUAUUAUUCUUAGCCCAAGCAGCAAUGAUUUUUGGAAAGUUGGACCUUGUAUGUAAGAGCUAAAGAUGGUCUGGACAAACAAUUGCUACUGCUGUAAAAGACUUCAGCAACCAUCAGCAUCACUUCACAAAUUCCAGGGCGUUGGUCACUGUUGCCACCAUUUGUCAUGGUGCCACCAGAAUUUUUUUCUUCAGAUGUUUGUCCCAACACUCUUUCAAAAUCAAAGAUUGUGCAUUACUUUCAUGACUGUAUGUCUUUAUUGUCUCUCUGCUUUCGGUGGUGUUACUUCUUGAAAAUCUAAAUGCUUAAAAUGAUGCAGUUUUGCACAGAGUUUUACAUCCUCAUUUGUACUCCUAAAGCUGUUUCCUGUAUGGCUGCUGUUGUAGUAUGUGAUUAAAGAGAGGGAUGAUUUUAUAAUGAUGAAGAAAAUGAAAAGUUUUGUUACAGUUAUUAAAACUAUGAUGAUGAGAUGGUAGUUUGGAAGGAGUGCUUAAUAUGUAAACAAUGCAACAACUUAAUUUAUAAAUGAAGAUACUGAAAACAUAUUAUAGGCAUGCUAUGCUCACUACUGAAAGGAGUUUAUUAUGUUUUUAGCUAUUAUAAUACUUGGCAUUUCAGCUUUUCCUCAUUCAGUCCAAUGACUCAUCAGUUAAUUUGCCUAUUACCAAAUCCAUCCAGUUCCAAGUAUUUAGAGGACAAUCGGAAAAUGGAUGAAUGCAUAGUUUGCUCCUUGGGUAUGGACACAUGAAUUUCUGGCAGUCCUGUGAGGGACACACUGGGCUACCUAGGUAAAUAGCCAUUGAAGGCAAUAUUUUGCUGUCAAUAUUUUUUUUAAAAACUUAAUCCAUUUUGGGGUAUUGACCAAACAGAAAGUCAUGUUGGGGGGGUGUUUUGUAAAAGCCUUUUCUUUUUAUUAUAUUGCAUUCCUGUUAAGUUGAUCAUUUUAUCUCACAGCUCCUGGUGUCAUGGAGAUAUACGUAACUUCAAUCCCUCAUUACAUUCCUUAACUUUCUAGACAUUAUUUAUGACCUUACUCCUUUGGUGUUGCUUUAUAAUCUGAAGGAAAGCUAGUUUUCACACUCAUUUUGUAGAGAAACCCUUUCAUGCAAUUGUUCGUUUCAGUGAUAUUUUAACAGAUUUAAGCUGGAACUGCAAACAGUUCUAAAUAUGUGAGCUACUUCUAUAUUCUUAUUAACUGGCAUCUUGAAAAUUAAGAGGUAAAAGCUACUAGUUGAUGUCAACAUUUCAACACUUAAGCAUUUUUCCACUUUUUAAAGAAGGGAUUUUAUUUUGAAAUAAUACAGGUAAUGAAAAGGAAGAAUACAACACAACAACAUCACUAAGGGAAAAGGAAACUUGCCGAUUACAGAUUUUAGUAUAUCUUGAAUAAGCUUGUUGGACAGUUAAACCAAAACAGCCUAAGGAGAAGCUCAUUAAAUAUUGAGUGAGUUUAGAUGUGUAAGUUAUAUAGCUGAAUCAUAAUCAGGAAAAACAUAUAUCUGUAUGUGAUCAGAAUAUAAUCAGAAGCUUCAAGAGCUUCCACAUACGAGGUAAACAAACCAUGGUGCCAUCAUAUAUUUUUUAGAACAGGUGUUUCUUUGAGCACUUGCUGAGUUUGUACACAAUAAUGGGCGCUCAAAUAUUUUCAAUCCACUUUUGUGUAGAAGAUAGUUUGGGAAACUUCCAAUUACGUGCUAUGUCCAACUCUGCAGUUGUAUAAAUUGCAUAAGAAGGUCUUUAUACAGAAAUCCAGGAUUAGUCAAACCAAAAUUAGCUAGCAUUUUCUACAAGAAGAGAGUGUGGGAUGGAUCCAGAGUUGUGUGAGUAGCAGUUCACUCACUUAGCAUGUUUUCUUAUAGCUUCUCCUUAUUGCACCCGUUAGCCUCCCAAGUGUCCCCCAAUCCUUAAUGUAUGAUCAUUACAUUUUUCCAGUUGCCUUCUUGUCCAAUGACUGUUCUUUAUUUGAGCCAAAACUAUUUUAGAAAACUAAAAUAUUCUAAGUUUCAUUUGUUCUGAAGAGAUAUCCCUCUUUCCCUUUAAUAUUUUUAUUUCAAACCACACCUAGUCAGAUGCUUUUGCACUGGAAUAAUAUGACAUUAUUUUUCUCUCUCUGAGUUGUGUGGGUUGACUUUUUAUCAGAACAGUGUGCUGAGAUGAUUUUUUUUCCCAGCCAGCUAUUCACCAUUAUGCCAAGAUUAUUUUUGGAGUACAGAAAACUUUUAAAAAACAAUGAGGCAUAGAAUAGUAGUAUUAUGUUUCAAAUCUGAACAAGGCUUUGAUUAUGUAUCCUUUCAAAAUUCUCCCUGUCCAAAUGUUUCUGUGGAAUUUUGGGUUCUCUUAAAAACUGGCCUUCCUACUGGAUUAGCGAUAUGUUAUGAAUCUGUCUUCUGGAUUAGAUUUCCAGAAUUUACAGUGGCUUGGAUCCAGACAUUGAUUCUGCUGGCAGAAAGGCAAAGGGAUUUCAUUGUUUUAACUGUCCCCUGUAGCCCCUUACAUCCUCUUUAAAAAUCUGUUCCAGAUGCUUGAGGGACCCUUGGAAGAGGGGGAGAAAAGAAUCUGCAAAAGCUGUCCCCUUCCACCAGUGAGCUCCUCUGCAGGAUCAAAAGCCUUCAAUUCACAGAAAAUUAAUUUAGGAUCCAACCUAUAGAAUGUACAGAUCUAAUGUUGGUUCUCCUAUCCCAGUUCUUUCUAUUCCCUGGUUUCUUUCCUCUCUGCCUCUUGAGUAGCAUGUUAGCAGUAUGGUUUGUUAGCAGACAAAAUACAGAAUAAAUUUGUUCAAUUUGCUUUUUCCCAGUUUGACAGGCAUGUUUUUUUCAAGCUACCUAUGCACUGGUGUACUGCUGUGUGUUAACUAAAAAAUGAAGUGUUUUUUUUUUCUUAGCAAUACAUAUAUUUCUGCAUAUAGGAAAAGACUGCAUGGUUUAGUCUGCAGCAUCCUCUCAUAGAGUCCUGUUGAAAUCUGUCAGAUUGUCAUGUCUGAGAAUUACUCUUUUAAAAUUUCCAAAGAGGUAGCUGUGUUGUUUGGUGUUUUUGCUACAGCAAAGUCUUUAGCACCAUAAAAACAACACAUUUUUAUGGUUUGAGCUUUCAUGGACUACCGUCCAUUUCAUCAGAUCCAUUCAAGUGUUAUCCUGAGUUACAGCUGUAUAUAUGCAUGGGGGAAGGGAAGCACCAGUCCUAAAGAGACGUGGUAGAAAUCCCUCACCUUUUUUCUUGGAACUGCUUUGAAUUGUUGCCUCUUUGGGGACAUAUGGGUGUACCUAUACUGCAAAAAUAGGGAUGACUCUAUAUGACACCUCCCACUCCAGGUCUUUCCAGUGUUAAUCAUUCAGCUAUGGGUAAAGAGAAAGCAAUUUACAGAAUUAUACAAAAUUUAAUCUCAUUCAAGCCUCUGGUCUCUCUAGCUUGACCAUCCUGUUUGCUUCCACAGCUGCAGCAAGAAGUGACAGUAGAGUAACUUUGCUCUAUUGGGGUGGGGCGGGGGUCCAAUUCUUAUAAUCCUAUGAAUCCUAAAAUGAUUCAUUUAUUUAUUUUGUCUGGCAUUGGGCACUAUCCCGGUGGGGGUUCUCAGAAGUGAGCACAGUCCUUACAAGCCACCUGAAAAUACAGGGUAUGUGUGAGGGAUGGGAGUAAACUAAGCAAGAUCUGUUCUACAUUCCAGGAAGGGAACAUGCCCACCUCAUUUUUCCAAUAGGCAACACUGUAGUAGGGGACAUUUUGGCAAGGAUUUGUUAACUUUGGAGCAAAACCAAGAAGGAAGUAUACCUCUCAUUGCUUGGUGGCAUUAACCAUAGACCUGGGAUAUUUUGCCAGUGCCCCCCCUCUUUACCAAAUUAUGGGAAAUUAGUUGUGUAUUUCCUUUAAAAAAAAGUUUGUGGCAGAAAAGUGGGAAAGGAAACUGGUAUUAACCAAAGGCAUGCUCUUGAUUGGUUACCUAUUUGGGCUUACGUUUUUACACUUGUAUAAAACUAUUCAAUGAAUUAAAACUGAAAAUUUUGCUCACAAAAGUGCUCCUGCAAAAAAGCAAAAUAAAUAAAUACAAUAAUGCCAAUGACCUAUAGCAAGAGUAAACAGUAUAGCAAGAGUAAACGGUAAACACUAUAGCAAGAAUACACAGUAUCAAAAAUGAUUAAAUUCUCUAUACAAAGUGAAUGAAAGGAGAAGAGACUCCCUUGCAAGAUAGAUUCAUGUAAUGGGGGAAGCUCAUUCCAAGAUUUUUUUUAACAAUUGCUUUUUACUUGCACCUGUCUAGGAUGGGCAUUUGUUUUUUUAGGAGGCUUUUUAUAACAUUAGUGGAUGACUUGUGCUGUGCUGCUGCAGCUUUAAAAAACUGCCUCACAGCUUUUGCAUGUAAUGAUUAUUUUAUUAAAGCUCCAUUUACCAUUUUGAUACCUAUUACUUCCCAGUUUUUUCAUAUAUAAAAUCAAAUUUCUAAAGUGUUCAAAGUUGUGCGGACCAUAUUUAAAAUCCCAACAGUAUCCAUAUAGUAUAAGAAGUAGUCUUUAGUACUUUAGUUGACGGCAGUCUUCAGUGGUUCUUCCAUAUUGUUGUUAGGUGUUUGUUUUUACAACUCGCAUGAAAUAAGUUAUCAAACUCCCAUAAACGAAGGUUUUGUUUUGUCUUUCUUCUUUGCAGAAGGACUUUUCCAAACUGACAGUAAUUCGGCGUCUGUUCUUGGUCGAUAGCUAUCAGCACUGUCUAGAAUUUUUAAAAAACAAAAUCAUUAUUGGCCUUGAUUCCAGCUUCUGACUUCUUCUCCUCCCGUCUCUGCCCCACAUACAUACAUGAGGAAGUGUACAUCAGAUACUUCAUAUAACUAUUUCCCAGCAGUUUGUUAUCCUGCCCUCUUCUGAAGGCUUAGUAUACCACAUUUGUUUUAAUCAUGCCCUGCUAUGACUGCUAUAUUUUUGUUUUUCCAUUUCACUCCAGCUUUUGACUCAUCCUAACUCUUUGUUAACUCCUUCCCCCUCCCCUCUUGUUUGGUUAUUCUCAACUGAUAAAUUGUUAUUGAAUCUUAAUGAAAUGGUAGAAGAAGAGCUGUGCAGCUUGGACAAUUAAGAUGCUAUUGAUCUUAACCUGGAGACAUUAAAACAGUUGAACAGUUAUCAAGCACUGCUGCAGAAAAAUGAAUAUAAUAGUCCAUACCUUUAGCUGCAACCACAUGAUUGCUGGGAAUAUAUAAUGGACAGAGGUAGUGCAGACUUUUAAAAAAAAUACUGAGCUGACCUCUUCCCUUUUGAGUGACAGACACACUCCUGAUGCUGUAUUCUCAGGUUGAAAUCUUUGUGGGAAGGGUGAGGCAGAAUAUUUUAGUCUGUACCCCAUUGUUUGGCAGAAGGGCUUUUUGCCAAAAUAUCAGUGCAGGGAUUAUCUGGUGGUACACUGCUAAUCCAUGGGCUAAUGGCUUUACCUGAUUUGCAAAGCUUGCAUGAUUUAAGGGUUUCCCCCCACUCAUUUUCAAUUGCUUGUGUACUCUAGAAAUGCUAUUUUAAAAAGUCUUUGUUGUUUUGUUUUAAGAAAUAUAGCCCCAUAAAUGGCUGGUUAAAUUAUAGUUGCGUUUAAUGCAAUAAUUACUUUUCAUGAAAACUGUUGAGCUAACUUCUUGGUACCUUCUUGUAUUUACUCUAUCCAGCUCUAGGUGGAAAACAGUGUUGUUAGCUUACUUCAAGCUAUGAUGAAGGCAUAUAAUGCACACAAAAUAUUACUAACAAUAGGAAACGUAAGAGGAUUUUAAAAAAUAAGUUCAGCCUACUGGCUAUCUUCCACAUUUAUUCCUGGAAAAUGAAGAUACUACAAUGCUUUGCUUGUAUGUAUAUUGAAAGCUUCUAUUGACCCUUUUAUUGCAAAAAGUAUAUAAAAGUGAAUAAUGUUUGAAGUUAUUUUUUAUAAGACUGAAGAGCUUUCCUAACAAAAUAUAGACUGCAUAUGUUAGCUGGCUAGGAAUUUACCCACCUGAUUUGUAAAAUGGUAAUGUAAAUGCUUCUUUAUAUGUUGUUUGUGUAUACCAGUCAUGGAUUUUCUUCUUUGUCCUCUGGUAGUGAAUAUACUGCUUCAGAAUUAAAUAGUCAUAAUCAUGUUGAGGUACAAUAUCAUGUUUUACUGGAACUGGCUGCAGUUUUGUAAAAGGUCUAGAUGAAAAGCAUUAAUAUUUUAUUAAUCUCAUGUUGACAUCCAGUUUGAUAAAACAUGAGCUACCCGUAAGAACAGCCAAGUAUCUAAAUUCUUAUUCUAAUUUCCUAUUGAAAUGGACCAUUCAGUUAUAAUCCAGCUAUACUCUAACUGGCAUUAACAGCAUGAAAUCUUACAGUGAGACUCAUAAUAAGCUAUUGUUAUUCAUUUAGCACUGUCAGAUUCUUGAAAUAGUGCAAAUGAGGCUGUGCACUUUGUGCUUAAAUCGGGGUAAGCUGCAUUUAUGUUAUUCUA
This is a messenger RNA of Rhineura floridana, 8029 nucleotides long. It is a transcript of the gene ADSS2, whose product is annotated as adenylosuccinate synthase 2. The transcript has 13 exons. Lineage: Eukaryota; Metazoa; Chordata; Lepidosauria; Squamata; Rhineuridae. Gene Ontology annotation, cellular component: cytoplasm. The record is from RefSeq and is a predicted model, not a curated record. Gene Ontology annotation, biological process: 'de novo' AMP biosynthetic process; IMP metabolic process. Gene Ontology annotation, molecular function: GTP binding; adenylosuccinate synthase activity. Bases 190 to 1545 code for a protein of 451 amino acids.